AAUGAAGCAAUUUCUUGGAUUCAACUUUAUUGUUCAAACAAUAACCAAAUCUGGUGGUCCAUUUACAGUUUUUACAUGCAUACAUGUAUCGUGAUUUGACCAUUAAUUAACAUUCACAUGAUUGUUCUCUAUAUAAAUCAUCCAUCACCCUUAUACUCUUUCUUGUUCCUAAGCAAAAGCAGAGUAAUAAACCCAAAGACAAUAAUAAAUAAUGGAAGCUAGAGUAAUUUCUUGCACUACUUUUGGAGACGACAAGGUCGUGAAGAUUGUUGUUCCAAAUCAUCAAGCAAUUACCAAAUACAAAGCCGGAGAAAACGAGACUACUGUUAUUGUUUCUGAUGAUACGUGCUCGGAGAAAGAUGUCAAAGAGAUUAAGAAGUGUUGUGAGAAGCUCGGUUACGUUUACGAAGGCAGACUUAACGAAGAGUACACUCAAACCAACACUGGACCCGGUUUGGUCUGAAAAUAUCAUAAUUUCAGUUAACUUUCUAUGUCUUACUCUUUAUGCAUUUGCUUUAUAUGUUCUUAGUUGUGCAUCUCUUGGUGAUUUGCUGCUAUGAAUGAAUUUCUGAGUUAUUACUUA
This is a messenger RNA of Arabidopsis lyrata subsp. lyrata, 583 nucleotides long. Its product is annotated as oxysterol-binding protein-related protein 1B-like. Lineage: Eukaryota; Viridiplantae; Streptophyta; Magnoliopsida; Brassicales; Brassicaceae. The record is from RefSeq and is a predicted model, not a curated record. The transcript has a single exon. The coding region runs from base 212 to 463 and encodes 83 amino acids.